AUGUUGAAGUAUGUACGUGUUGAAAAGGCGCAUCCUAAGAAGUCGCGCGCUGUUGUAAUGCCCCGCUGCGAACGAGGUAGUGGAACCCCGAAGGACCCUUUUGUGCUUCCUCUGCGAGAGAGUCCAAAUAGGAGUAAAUGCUACCACUGCGUUGAGGAGCACUGCUAUUGCCACUGGAUGAUGCAAAGUCUGGUGGAUUGCUAUGCGUCGUUGCCAGUGACAAGGCAGGUGAUGCCGCGUCGGAAGAGGGAGCUUUGUGCCAAGUCUAUUCUUUCUCCCUUUGUGUCGCGUCUUGUGCGGAUCGCGAAGAUUACGUCGCAGGAUACUUUUUAUGAUUUGGGGUGUGGGAACGGAAGUGUUCUUUUUCAGGUGGCUUUGAUGACUGGUGCGCGUUGUGUUGGUGUGGAGAUUAAUGAGCACAACGCAACUGUUGCACGGGAGGCGUGGCGCCGUCUCGAGCCAGUUAUUGAGACCCGACGUGGGAAUGCGGUGAGGGUUGAAAUUAUUUGUGGCGAUUUUUGCUCUCUGAUGAAGGACGAAACGUUUUUUGGUUUGUCUCCGGUGGUUUGGGCAGCUAAUCUCCUUUUGCCGAAUUCAGUGAAUCAUUAUUUGUCCGAGCGCUUUCGCUUGCUUCCGAAAGGAAGUCGUGUGCUUUGCCUUACGGACUUGUAUCCACACAGCAGGUCUGUUGCUGCGUUACGCGACGCUGACGCAUUUGAGAAGUUUGCCAUGACAGACUUUAGGUGGCAGGCAAAUAGUGUUGAGUGGUGUGAUACGGAAGGCCCAUUUUACAUGUACACGAAACGCACGUGA
Trypanosoma rangeli is the source of this 813-nucleotide messenger RNA. RefSeq names its product histone-lysine N-methyltransferase. Gene Ontology annotation, molecular function: histone H3K79 methyltransferase activity. The record is from RefSeq and is a predicted model, not a curated record. NCBI's taxonomy places the organism in Eukaryota, Euglenozoa, Kinetoplastea, Trypanosomatida, Trypanosomatidae. Bases 1 to 813 code for a protein of 270 amino acids. Gene Ontology annotation, biological process: DNA damage checkpoint signaling; DNA repair; regulation of transcription regulatory region DNA binding. Gene Ontology annotation, cellular component: nucleus. The transcript has a single exon.